AUGUCUGAUCAAGAGAUUGUACGACUUCGACGCGAGAACGAAGAGCUCAGACGCGAGAGGGAAAAGGAGCGGCGCGAGAAGGAGGCAGCGGAGACGCGAGAGGAAAAAGAGCGGCGCGAGAAGGAGGCAGCGGAGGCGCGAGAGGAAAAAGAGCGGCGCGAGAAGGAAAAAGAGCGACGCGAGAAGGAAAAAGAGCGACGCGAGAAGGAGGAGCUCGCACGCGAAAACCAGCCGACUACACUGGAUGAAUAUCUACGGAACUGCCAUACCUAUCUCUACCAGAACUUCAAGCUUGCCGACAAAGGGAUGUGGGCAGAGAGUGGCGAUACUACCUUGCUAUAA
Molecule: messenger RNA, 342 nt
Organism: Clonostachys solani
Lineage: Eukaryota; Fungi; Ascomycota; Sordariomycetes; Hypocreales; Bionectriaceae
Source: the annotation of a GenBank genome assembly